AUGUCAAGACCUUCCCUUUUGAAAAAGCUCAAUGUCAAAUAUCCGAUUUUGCAAUCGCCAAUGGCGGGUGUAUCAACCCCAGAGAUGGCAAAAGCAGUGACUGCAGGAGGUGGACUUGGUGCUCUCCCACUUGCGCCAUUGGACUUCACUCGUGAUGAUUCAACAUCAUUUGAUAAAUUGGAUAAAUUGGUUGCAUCUGCCGGUACCAAUGCCGUCAAUUUGAAUUUUUUCUGUCAUGAGAUUGAACUGGCUCCGGGUCAAUUACAAGUGGAGAAUUGGAAAACCUUAUAUAAUGAUGGAGUCAUUGAUACAAAAUUUAAAAAUGUUAUUGAUACUAUAAAGUUUUCCAAUGGUAACGUAUCAUUCAAAGAAGUGGAGGAGGAUCAAAAGAAACUUGAAAAAUUGAUUGAGAAACUAAAAUCAAUCAAACCGGCCAUCAUAAGUUUUCAUUUCGGUAUUCCUUCGAAUAACACAAUUGAUGAAUUGAGAAAGUUUUCGUUAGUGUUUGGUACCGCUACGUCCUUGAAGGAAGCUCUCCAUUUAAGCAAGAAUGGAUUUGAUGGUAUCAUUCUUCAGGGAAUCGAAGCUGGCGGUCAUCGAGGACAAUUCUUGGACUCGUUUCAACCCCAUUUAGAUGAAGAUUUAUCAACACAAGCACUUUUCCAUAAAGUGAAACAGAAUUUGGGUAAUGAUGCCGUUUACAUAGUUCCUGCUGGUGGAAUCACCACUGCCAACUCAGUCAAACACUACUUAGAUCAUGGCGCUGAUGCAGUUCAAAUAGGUACUGCAUUCUUAGCAACUCCAGAAUCAGCAACUUCAAAAUUUUACAGCAAGUUAUUGGGUCAAGAAUCAACGGUGAUGACAGCUUUGAUUUCCGGUAAACCAGCACGAUGCAUAAGGACCCCGUUCAUUGAUGAUAUUGUCAAGUCAAAUCGAUUUGAGUUACUGGAGUUGCCACCAUAUGGGUAUGCUUAUGAUGCAUACAAGAAACUAAAAGGGGAGCUUAGCUCCAAUGGAGGUCCAGAUAUUGGGUUUUAUCUAGCUGGACAAAACCAGUUUCAAAUAAGCAAAGACAAGCUGACGCUAGAAAUUAUGAAUGAGUUGACUAGUGGGUUGAGCUAG
Messenger RNA from Lodderomyces parapsilosis, 1122 nucleotides. RefSeq names its product putative nitronate monooxygenase. The record is from RefSeq and is a predicted model, not a curated record. Gene Ontology annotation, molecular function: nitronate monooxygenase activity. Bases 1 to 1122 code for a protein of 373 amino acids. The transcript has a single exon. Lineage: Eukaryota; Fungi; Ascomycota; Pichiomycetes; Serinales; Debaryomycetaceae.